GAUGAGGCACAGACGCUCAAAGACCUGAGCGUCGGCCACGCUCCACUGACACACCCAGAAAAACCGGUCACUAUCGGACAGUAUAUCAAGCAGCUCUCCAAACACAAGAACUUCUUGUGGUUUGUGUCCAUGAACCUCAUUCAGGUGUUUCACUGCCAUUUUAACAGCAACUUCUUCCCUCUUUUCCUGGAGCAUCUCCUGUCUGACAAUAUUUCUGCCUCCACCGGGUCAAUCCUACUGGGGAUCUCUUACAUUGCCCCCCACCUGAACAACUUGUAUUUCCUGACACUGUGCCAGCGUUACGGGGUUUACCAGGUUAUCCGCUGGCUAUUUAUGGUCAAACUGGGACUUAGUGUGGCUAUGCUGCUGGCAGGGGCUGACCACAUUUAUCUGCUGUGCAUCUUCAUUGCUAGUAACCGGGUGUUCACAGAAGGGACGUGCAAGCUGCUGAAGCUGGUCAUUACCGACCUGGUGGAUGAAGACUUUGUGGUCAACAAGCGUCAGCAGGCCGCCUCUGCGCUCCUCUUCGGGAUGGUCGCCCUUUUGACCAAACCUGGCCAGACAUUCGCUCCACUCAUUGGCACCUGGCUGCUGUGUGCUUACACAGGUUACGAUAUUUUCGAGAGGGAACCCGUGAAGGUGCCCGACGUUGCCGCCGGCUCAGGGACUCCGCCUCUUCGCCUGGGCUGCUUCUACAUGGUGGUGUUUGUGCCUAUCACGUGUGCCCUGCUCCAGCUGGCCGCCUGGUCUCGCUUCACACUACACGGCCGCAAGCUGCAGGGGAUCAAGACCCUGAGGCAAGGGGCCCAGCACGGCCACCUUAUCGAUGUCAAGGCCAUAUGAACUGGAGGAGCUGUCGGGAGCUGCACAAAGACACUUUUAACCUUAACUUAACAAUCGUUUGAAAUAAUUGGAGGGAAGUGAAGCUGAAGGAUUUUCUGAUGUCUUACUGCUUUUGUGUGUGUGCAAGAAUAUGAACCAGUACGCUAUUUGUGGCUUUAUGGACACGGAAAAGUGCACAGUCGGAUCACAAAUCCCACUGGGGAGAACUUAAAACCUGCCUUAUUUUUAUAUUAAAAUAUUUACAUAUAUUUAUAUACGAACAGAUGACCAAAAGAUAAAGCAGAACAAAACAAUCCUUCGGAUGUCGAUGGACCAAGGUGACAACUUUAAUGGUGUGCCCUUUUUUCAAAAAGCAUAAUUAUGGUGUGAAGUGCAGUCUUAACACCCUCACUUUCAGAAACUUCUCAAAGUGUCAAAGUCAAGCGGGGCUACAGGCCUCGUUUCGACGGUUUGUUAAAAACAUGGAGAAAAAAAAUACUGAAUCACAGUGCUGCUGUUAACUGCACCUCUGAGCUAAAUCAUAACUUACUGUCUCUUGACAUUUACACAGAACGCCCUGCCACUUUGAUGUUUACUGUAUUUUCUCAUAUUUCCAGUAUUGAUAAUGUUUUCUUUUGCACAAAACUGCCAUUUGUGUGUUGUACUUCUAACAUUCUGAUUGCGACACAACUUCAUGUAUUGUGAUCAAGAGCAUUUGAAUUAAGAGAUCGGGCUGGUAAGCAUAUUACCAGCAGUUUUGUAAUUUUGCAGAUUAUAUCAAGAAAGUGUGGCGCUACCACAAAUAAACCUCGUUUGUGUUGAACCAAA
Messenger RNA from Labrus bergylta (ballan wrasse), 1650 nucleotides. The record is from RefSeq and is a predicted model, not a curated record. Lineage: Eukaryota; Metazoa; Chordata; Actinopteri; Labriformes; Labridae.